AUGGAGGGUGGAUUUAGCAAGGCUCUCUUUAUGGAGAAGGAGAAAGGUUGCGAGGUCGUUGCCAAAAUCCCUUGUCGAAUUGCUGGACCUGCAGGAUGGACAACUGCAUCCGAGGUGGGUGUCCUUAAAUACUUACGCAGAAUUACCACCAUCCCAGUUCCCCGGGUUCUUUCGUGGUCUUCAGACAGGGGCAAUCCCGUAGGCGCCGAGUAUAUCAUGAUGGAAAAAGCUAGUGGUGUCCCCUUGUUUCGUGUAUGGGGUGACAUGACAGAAUUCGAGAAGUUGCAGCUUAUUCAAAACUUGACCAAGCUCGAGGCGCAGUUAUCAGCUAUUCGUUUUCCUGCCUACGGUGGUUUAUAUUUGCGUGACCAUCUACAGAGCUCAAAACCUCAAUGUCUACUUCUAGAUGACGAUGUCGAUCGAUCGCAAUCAUUUUGUAUCGGCCCUUCUCCUGACCGUCAAUUCGACGUCCAUUCGGACCAUUCUAAAGAUCAAGGCCCUUGGACCACAUUAUCAGAACUUGGUAUAUCCAUUGCAAAGCGCGAGCUAUCCCGUAUCUCAACGAUACCAAACAAAUCAGCCAUGUUCUAUCAAGGCACCUUGGAAGAACAAGCUCAGCUCCUCAACCUCACAAUAAGUCUCACGCCCAUGUUAGACUCUCAUCCCUUACUAGGCCAAUCCGCCCAGCCUACACUUUGGCACACCGAUCUACACAUGGGUAACAUCUACGUGGCGCCCGACGACCGCACACAAAUAGUCUCGGUCAUUGAUUUCCAGUCCAUAUCAGUUAUGCCCUUAUUCCUCCAGUCUCGAUGGCCCGAGUUCUUAAAGCCCCCAGACAACUACACCCAAGGCUUCACGAGUCCUGAGCUUCCUGAUGGGUACGACAAUAUGGACUAUGAGAGCAAGUUGCUGGCCCGACGCGAAUGGUCCCAGGCCAAACUAGCAAAAGCAUACGAAGUCUCGACUUACCUUGAAGACAGACCUGCACAUACUGCGAGGAACGUGCCGCGAGUGUUCCGAGAAUUGUUCACCCGGUGUGGGAAGGUGUCUGAGGUGGGAGUUAUCCCCCUCCGAGCUUGUCUAAUAGAAAUAUUUCAGAACUGGUCCAACCUAGGCUUUACCGGGUCGUGUCCUUAUUCCUUCUCGGAAGAAGAAAUGAAGACGCAUGAGCAACAGUUUUCUGAAUACCAGGCUUGGCAUGAAGUUCAGCAUCUUGCACAGGAGUGUCUAGGUACAGACGCCGAAGGAUGGAUAUCGCCCGAGUUAGACAUCGAGGAGAAGCGACGCCAGAACCGGGAGUUACUGGCGAUGUUUAUCGAGCGUAUGGCGGGAGAGAAGUCCCCGGAGGAGGCGAGGCAGAUGUGGCCGUUUCCAGAUGAAGCUUAA
This is a messenger RNA of Aspergillus piperis CBS 112811, 1389 nucleotides long. RefSeq lists its product as uncharacterized. NCBI's taxonomy places the organism in Eukaryota, Fungi, Ascomycota, Eurotiomycetes, Eurotiales, Aspergillaceae. The record is from RefSeq and is a predicted model, not a curated record. The transcript has 3 exons. The coding region runs from base 1 to 1389 and encodes 462 amino acids. Gene Ontology annotation, cellular component: mitochondrion.